Messenger RNA from Phalaenopsis equestris, 765 nucleotides. Its product is annotated as polygalacturonase-like. The record is from RefSeq and is a predicted model, not a curated record. The coding region runs from base 1 to 765 and encodes 254 amino acids. The transcript has 2 exons. Lineage: Eukaryota; Viridiplantae; Streptophyta; Magnoliopsida; Asparagales; Orchidaceae. Gene Ontology annotation, molecular function: polygalacturonase activity. Gene Ontology annotation, biological process: carbohydrate metabolic process.
AUGACAUUUAAUAUAUUUAAGGCAUUGACGAUUGAUCAGUCGAAGAAUGUGGUCAUGAGGGGAAUAAUGGUUAAAAAUAGUGAGAAGUUCCAGAUCUCGAUUAUGUAUAGCCAGGGAAUAAGAGUAGAAGGAGUAACAAUAACGACACCAUUCAAUAGCCCAAACACUGUUGGAAUCCACAUCCAGACGACGAGUGGUGCAAGUAUCAUAAACUCCACCAUGGCCACAGGUGAUGAUUGCAUGUCAUUGGGAACGGGUGACAUCAACAUUUGGAUCGAGAAUAUUAGAUGUGGGCCGGGACACAGCAUAGCCAUCGAUAGCCUAGGCGAGACACCAAGGAAGUCCAUCGUAGAAAAUGUGACUGUGAGCUCGGUGGUCUUGACUGGAACAGAAAAUGGUUUGAGGAUCAAAACAUGGGCGAAUCCCUAUAAUGGGUUUGUGAGUGGGAUUAACUUCCAACAUGCCAUAAUGAAGAAUGUAAGGAACCCAAUUAUUAUUGAUCAGAAUUACUGCCCUAACCAUCAUAAUUGCUCAAAACAAAGCUCAGGUAUAAAGAUCAAUGGGGUGGUGUUCGAUGAUGUGUGGUGGUCGUCGGCGACGGCAAUGGCGGUAACGUUUGACUACUGUAGCCGGAGCAAUCCAUGCAGUGGGAUUGAACUUAGGAACGUAAGGCUGACCUAUGAUGGAGAGGACAAGGCCGAGGCAUUCUGUAGAAAUGUAGAGGGAGGGAGCUCCGGGUUGGUAAUCCCACCUAGCUGUAUUUGA